Messenger RNA from Sphenostylis stenocarpa, 1458 nucleotides. Lineage: Eukaryota; Viridiplantae; Streptophyta; Magnoliopsida; Fabales; Fabaceae. The record is from the annotation of a GenBank genome assembly.
AUGAGGCAGUGGAUACACGUGGCGGUGGCCGCAUCCGCGGUGGGAUGCGUCUCCACCCUUAUGUUGGUCUUUCUCUGGCGUUUGUGUCACAAAAAAAAUGGCAGGAAAUUCGUUGAACCGGCUAGUUUGACCAGGGUGGAGAGUGUGCAGGGAGGGAUAUCUGUUUCCAGGCUUCAUCAGCAACCUUUUCAGUUGGAUCAGGGGAGCAAGAAUAGCAACAAGGGUAAUUACAAUUACUAUGUUUUUCGCGGUGGUGGGUUGUCGGGGAAGAGAAGCUUCUUUAAUUGGGGUGAUCAUCCAUCCAUGGCAGCUGAUGCUGUUGAAAAUGGAUGGUCAAGAUUUGCCUUCACGGGGUACAAGAGUUACACUCCGUCUCCUUCGAAAAGAUCGGCACUUUUGGGAGCGUGUGCUGCACCGGGAGGAAGUGAUUUUGGGAGAGAAUCAGAGGCUGAGAUAAGCUGGGAAGUGUCACGGGGAUCUGCUGAGUUUAUGCAGAAGGUGAGAAUGAAUCCUGGUAUAAAAAAAUCUCAACAAAACAACAACAAUAAUGGUUCCCUGGGUGUUGCUUCUAUCAUUAGAGGGGCUUUGCCUGUGCCUGGACCUCCUCUGGGGAAUUGUGCGUUCCCACAAGAAGCAUAUUUUGAGAUUACCAUUUUGUACUCACGUGGGGAUGAGAGUGAAUCUGUUGGGAGGAGUGGGGAAGGUGAGAAGACCAAGCUUUUGGUUCAAGGGAACACCAAUGGUAAAGGGAAUUCCGAGGCUUUGGCUCAUGUUACCAGUGGGAAUGGAAGUAAUAAAAUCAACAAUGUUGAAGGGGAGGGUGGGAAAGGUGAAUCUGUGAUGUUCUCGUUGGGGUUAACAAUAGGGGGGUCUGUUCCUUUGAGAGUUCCCGGUAGCUACCCUGGGAGCAUUGGCUUCAACUCCAACGGUUCUCUCUAUCUUGACGGAAUGAAACUUGUACGCGAAUCAGAGAAGGCAGAGUGGGUGGGAACUGAUAGAGUGAUUGGAUGUGGAUUUGAUCCAAGGCAGAAGAAGGUUUUCUUCACAAUAGACUCUGAUCUAAUGCAUGUAAUCCACUGCCAGACAGAGGAAUUUGGCACACCACUUUUUCCAAUCAUGGCUGCAAAUAUAGACAUUAUGGUUUUAGUUAAUUUUGGACAAAGUGCAUUCAAAUAUGCACCUGCCAAUGCCCAGAGAACACCAAAUCCAUGCUUCAUAGCCCCACUUGUAAAUUCCCCUGCUGCUACCUUGGGCUAUGAUGACAGCAAGGAGCUAUUCUCAAUGGGAAGGAUCGAUUCUCAGUGGCUCAAUCGGUCCACGACCAAAGGAAGCCACAACAACAAUAAUAAUAAUAACCAUAACAAUAAUCGAACAUUGGAUUUUGACGAGGAUUCUGAGGCUGAUCUAUUUGAAAUCGUCUUAGAUGGUUCUGGAAAAUGUCCAAACACGGCAUCAUAG